AUGCACGGUGAGCCACAGCAGGCGCGUCCCAGCAGCGAACCACAUGCCAGCAAAGCGACGUCCAGCAAGGAGCAACUGCAGCAGAAAUGCGCCAGUGCCACAGUGGGUCAACGGCGUGCGGUGCCAGCAGUGGCGCCGCCAACUACGCCCACACCAGCCACUCCCAAUACAACACUGACGGUGCCCAGCAUAGAGCUAACGCCAGCUCCAGUCGAGCAGGAGUCGGCGCCAAUUGUCAACUUACCCACAGCCGAUAGCAACAACAACAACAAUAACAAUGGCAGCGAGAAGGACUUUAAACUGACGCCGUUGAAACCCUCACAGCUGAGCAGCCUGGGCACGCCCUGCAACUAUGUGGCGCGACGCACUUGGAUAACCACAGAUCGCAUGAACGAGCUGCGCAAGAAGGCGCAGGAGGCGGCCAAGCAGAACAAGAUCUUUACCAUACGCGGCUGUUUUAACUCGGUGCGCAAUGCGCUGUUGGCCAGAGGUUGGGUGGAAAAACUUGACGUGCAUCGCAAAGUGCUGCCCAUGGGUCAGAUGACCUAUGAGGAUCUGACGCAGCGUCUGCCCAAGCGCAAGGCGGGCGAAACUCGACGACAGUAUGUUCUCAAGUGUGAGCGCAACAUAAUGUCGCGCUUCCUGGAGCACAUGCCUGUGGAUUUUCUGUGGACGAAUCGCAAGGAAAAAUGCGAUUAUAUUGAUCAGGCCAAGAAUCCGGGUAUGACCAUUAACAAAUUCCAUCGCGCGCCGUUCACCUCGAAGGAAGGACUCUGCAGUCAGCUGCGUGACUUUCAUUGGUUCUUCGAGGAGGGCAUGGCCGAAAUGUACUUUCCACGCUGCUACAACGUCUGGAGUCCCGAGGAGCUGGGCGAGUUUGUGGACAACUUCAAGCUCACCGCCUGCGUGGCCUAUCUGCGCGCCAUGCUCGGCAAGUAUCACAAGCAGGGCAGCGAUGCGGUCUUCUCUCCCAGCGGCAAGAUACCCUACUCCUCCAUAGACUUUGCUUACAAGCGCCUGGUGGACUACAUCGACAGUUGCCAGCACAACGACAUUGACUUUGAAGAUCCGCCCAAGAUUUGGGAGCACGACUGGGAUGCGUUUCUCUAUCAGCAUCAGCAGCUGGUCAAUGAGGAUGGACGCAUUCAGCACGAUGGUCAGCGUGGCCUGGAGCAUAUGAUCAAAACUUGUUUGUCGCUGGUGGACAAAAUGAAGAUUCAUUGGCCACAGUACAGUCUGGAUGGCUAUCAGAAUCUGUGGAUUGUCAAGCCGGCCAACAAGUGUCGUGGGCGUGGCAUACUGCUCAUGGAUAAUUUAAAGAAAAUCUUAGGCGUUGUGAAUCCAUCGAUAGCUUCCAAGAGCCGCUAUGUGGUGCAGAAAUAUAUUGAACGUCCACUAAUUGUCUUCCAAACCAAGUUUGAUAUACGCCAAUGGUUUCUGAUAACCAAUACGCAACCGUUGGUGGUUUGGUUCUACCGGGAGAGCUAUCUGCGCUUCAGCUCCCAGGAGUACAGCCUGAGCAAUCAUCACGAGUCGGUGCACCUGACCAACUAUGCCAUACAGAAGAAGUAUACGAACGGCAAGCGGGACAAGCGUCUGCCCAGCGAGAACAUGUGGGACUGUUAUUCCUUUCAGGCCUAUCUGCGGCAGAUUGGCAAAUCCAAUAUGUGGCUGGAGCGCAUUUAUCCAGGCAUGCGCAAGGCUAUUGUGGGCACCAUGCUGGCCUCGCAAGAGAAUAUGGAUCGCAGACCCAAUACGUUUGAGCUGUUUGGUGCGGACUUUAUGAUCUGCGAGAACUUCUAUCCCUGGCUAAUUGAGAUCAACUCGAGUCCAGACCUUGGAGCCACGACCAGCGUAACGGCUCGCAUGUGUCCCAAGUGCCUGGAGGAUGUGGUCAAGGUGGUCAUUGAUCGGCGCACGGAUCCCAAAUCCGAUUUGGGCAACUUUGAGCUGGCCUAUCGCCAGGUAGUGCCACCCACGCCCGCCUACAUGGGCCUCAACCUAUUCGUGAAGGGCAAGCAGCUGCUGCACAAGGUGAACCACGGCCAUGGUCACUACUAUUUCCAGCAGCGCAAGGAACGCAGCCUGGCCACCAGUAGCGUCUUUCGUCAGCGCUCCGCCAUCAUACCCGCAACUACCAUAUCGCGCAUCCAUCGUGCCAUGCCCACCUUCAAUGCCACUGAGUACAUGGAGAAAUAUAUGGUGGAGCCCCUAAGCAGCAGUCGCAGCAGCAUCAGCAGCCUGCUGCAGCCACCGACGCCUGUGAACAAAACCUCAGCGCCCAGCUCCCCUUGUCCCUAUCUACUCAAGCAGGCGGGGCGCUCCAUCACCCAGCUGCUAAGCGCCACGCACAAACGCAACACCACGGGCAACGCCAUCGCUGGCGAGUCCACCACAAAUGCUGCCUUGCCACCCAAGCGUCAACGCAGCUGCGGCCCACGUUUUGGCAGCACUCAAGUGGAUAGCGCCGAGAAGAAAUUCAAAAUACUCAUCAAGAACUAUGCCGCCAAUGGCGUUAAUAAUCUUGUAGAGAAACCCGAACCGCCCAGCGCGCCAGCCACAGCGCCUGCCCUGGGCGAACGCAAGUGGCGCAGUCUGCGCAACAUUACCACCACUGUAUCCAGCAGCACCACCAGCAACAGCUGUUCCCGCGCCAAGCCGCAGUCCACGCCUUUGGGCAGCAGCGUCUACUGCUCACGUCGCUUUGCGCGCACAAAGUCCGAGCUGGAAGCUCAGGCUAACAUACAUGCCAUUGGUCACACCUUUGGACGCAAGCCAAAUGCGCCACGCCUGCCCAUGAGCAUAUCCGUCCAGGCGCUGCAUCGUGGCGAGCCCAUUGUGACCGCCAUGAAGCAAGCCUCCAGCGAACUGCAGCUGGCCCAACCCCAAGUGCUGAGUCCACGCAAUGCAUUGGUCAGCAAGUUGACCAGCUCCACACAGCUGACUGUUCCACUGCCCACUUGCUGAGUUUCCAUCCACAACACUGUCAUAUACAGCUGUUCCUUGGCUAAUGUCAGCGCAAGUUUAACUUAAGUUGGAAAAAUGUUAUAC
Molecule: messenger RNA, 3051 nt
Organism: Drosophila busckii
Lineage: Eukaryota; Metazoa; Arthropoda; Insecta; Diptera; Drosophilidae
Gene: TTLL3A
Product: tubulin glycylase 3A
Exons: 3
Coding region: 1-2967 (988 amino acids)
Biological process (GO): protein polyglycylation; cilium assembly; cilium movement
Cellular component (GO): cilium
Molecular function (GO): protein-glycine ligase activity, initiating
Source: RefSeq, a predicted model, not a curated record